UUCAUUUGUAACACCCACAUCAUCCCAGUGAAGAAUCAAGAAGGAGUGGCCAUGAUGUUUAUUAUUAGCUUUGAAUAUGUAACUGAUGAGGAAAAUGUGGAGUCUCCAGAGAAAUUCAGCCAGAUACUAACAGCCAAAGUUACAAAUCAUGGUAACAAUCUUUCAAGAGGAGCUUCAUCAGGCAAACUUUUUGGAUUCAGGCUACCUGGGUUAAGUCUUUUAUCCUAUAGAAAGCAAUCUUUGCCACAAGAGGAUCCUGAUGCAGUGAUUGUUGAUUCAUCAAAACACAGUGACAACUCCAUGGCCAUGAAGCACUUUAAAUCUCCUACAAAAGAAAGCUGCAGCCCCUCUGAAGGAGAUGACACCAAGGCACUCAUUCAACCAAGGACGUGUUCACCUCCAGUGAAUAUAUCUGGGCCUCUAGAUCAUUCAUCACCAAAACAGCAAUGGGAUCGGCUGUACCCGGAUAUGCUACAUUCCAGUGCAGCGUUGACUCAUGCUCAGUCAAAAGAGAGCAUUAGUAGUAUACGGAGAGCAUCGUCAGUGCACAACAUAGAAGGAUUUACCAUCCAUCCCAAGAAUAUGUUUAGGGAUCGGCAUGCUAGUGAAGGUCCUUUUAACCAUAUCAAGUCAAGUCUAUUAGGAUCUACAUCUGAUUCAAACCUCAACAAAUACAGCACCAUCAAUAAGAUUCCCCAGCUCACUCUGAACUUUUCUGAUGUCAAAAAUGAAAAAAAAACAUCAUCACCUCCAUCAUCAGAGAAAACAAUUAUUGCACCCAAAGUGAAAGAUAGAACACACAACGUCACUGAGAAGGUUACACAGGUCUUGUCUUUGGGAGCCGAUGUACUGCCAGAAUAUAAACUCCAAACACCCCGCAUCAACAAAUUUACGAUAUUACACUACAGUCCUUUCAAAGCAGUCUGGGAUUGGCUCAUUUUACUGCUUGUGAUCUACACUGCCAUCUUCACUCCUUACUCUGCCGCGUUCCUUCUCAAUGACAGCGAAGAACAGAAGAGGCGGGUGUGUGGCUAUUCAUGCAACCCCUUGAAUAUGGUAGACUUAAUUGUGGAUAUUAUGUUUAUCAUUGACAUUCUCAUAAACUUCCGAACAACAUAUGUCAACCAGAAUGAAGAAGUGGUAAGUGACCCAGCAAGAAUAGCAAUUCACUACUUCAAAGGCUGGUUCCUAAUUGACAUGGUUGCUGCAAUACCUUUUGACCUGCUGAUUUUUGGAUCUGGCUCUGAUGAGACAACAACCCUCAUUGGCCUUCUGAAGACAGCCCGUCUACUGCGUUUAGUGAGGGUGGCCCGAAAACUGGACAGAUACUCAGAAUAUGGUGCAGCUGUCUUGAUGUUACUGAUGUGCAUAUUUGCGCUCAUUGCUCACUGGCUGGCUUGCAUUUGGUAUGCCAUUGGGAAUGUUGAAAGGCAUUACUUGUCUCGCAAAAUCGGUUGGUUGGAUUCCCUGGGACAGCAACUGGGAAAGCAUUACAAUCGAAGUGAUGGCAGCUCCGGACCGUCCAUCAAAGACAAAUAUGUCACUGCACUUUAUUUUACCUUCAGCAGCCUGACCAGUGUAGGAUUUGGAAAUGUGUCUCCAAAUACCAACUCAGAGAAAAUCUUUUCUAUUUGCGUCAUGCUGAUUGGCUCAUUAAUGUAUGCAAGCAUUUUUGGAAAUGUAUCUGCAAUAAUCCAAAGACUAUAUUCUGGAACAGCACGGUAUCACAUGCAGAUGCUGCGUGUAAAAGAGUUCAUUCGCUUUCAUCAAAUUCCCAACCCACUGAGGCAGCGACUUGAAGAAUAUUUCCAGCAUGCAUGGACGUACACAAAUGGCAUUGACAUGAACAUGGUCCUAAAGGGGUUUCCAGAAUGUUUACAAGCUGAUAUCUGUCUUCACCUCAACCAAAGUUUGCUUCAAAACUGCAAAGCUUUCCAGGGGGCCAGUAAAGGGUGUCUGCGGGCAUUGGCUAUGAAGUUUAAGACUACUCAUGCACCUCCUGGGGACACACUAGUCCACUGUGGUGAUGUUCUGACUGCACUUUACUUCCUUUCCCGAGGCUCCAUUGAAAUUCUCAAGAAUGACAUGGUUGUAGCAAUUCUUGGCAAAAAUGACAUUUUUGGAGAGAUGGUCCAUCUUUAUGCAAAACCAGGAAAGUCAAAUGCAGAUGUGAGAGCACUAACCUACUGUGACUUGCAUAAAAUCCAACGAGAAGACUUAUUAGAAGUUUUGGAUAUGUAUCCUGAAUUUUCAGACCUGUUUCUCACCAAUUUAGAGCUCACUUUCAACUUGAGACAUGAAAAUCUAAAAGCUGAUCUCACAAUAAGACGACAGACAACAAAUGAUUCAGAUGGUGACAACAGUAAACUCCGAAGAAGGAAAUUGUCUUUUGAAAGUGACAUAGAUAAAGACUGUGACAAAGAAGAUGAGAAUUCUAUGGACAACAGCAGGCAUUGUCAGGCCACCGAGAAACAUUAUGUGGAAAAGAGAAGCAGGUCGUCAUCUUUUGUGUCAUCCACAGACGAUGAGCAGAAACCCUUGUUUUCUGAGAUGAUAAGCUAUCCACCUGGCCUAGGCAAGACUGCAGUGUUGGAUUUUGAGGAAAUAGUAAAGGCAACAGAAAGAAUCCAAAGUGAUCAACGAAGUCACUCUUGUAAAGACAUCAGGGACAGAAGAAUCUGGGAGGAAGAUCACAGCAGGAGCCACCAAGAAUCAUCAUGUCCAUCUGCAUUACCUCAUGUCACUUGGGGAAUCUCUGAAACAGAAAGUGAAAUCAACUAUGGUGAAGUGGAGCAGAGGCUAGAUCUGCUUCAAGGACAACUCAGCAGGCUUGAAUCCCAAAUGACAACUGACAUUCAAACCAUCUUACAGCUGUUGCAGAGACAGUCCACUCUCAUCCCACCUGCUUAUAGCAUGGUGAUGGCAACUGCAGAUUAUCAGAAGCCAGCCGUCCGGAUACUGCGACGUCUUCAUCCCAUCGCAUCCAUUAAAACAGAUCGAAGCUUCAGUCCUUCACAGGGUCCCAAAUUCUUGGAUCUUGAAAAAUUGAAACAGAAAUCCAAAGAAUCCCUCUCAAGCGGAGAGCGCCUUCCCAUGGCCUCAGAAGAUAACCUGGCCUCCCUUUUGGAACAGGAGCACGCCCGCUCUUUAGAGCCCACCCCACCCCGCCGUAAGACUUACCUCCACCCAAACAGGCACCCAUCCUUGCCUGGUUCCCCCCUAAGCACAACAGGAAUGUUGGGUCUUCAUAGGCAUGUCUCCGAUCCUGGUCUUCCUGGGAAAUGACCCUUUUGCAUUCUUACAUCACCUAAAAUGUAAGUGCUUUUAACGUCUGGGGUUUUCUCUUUCUCUUUCUCUUUCUUUUCUUUUUCUAUCAAAAUCUCAAUACUUGACUCAGGGGCUACAAGGAUAUACCAUUAUAUGCAAAAGUACUGUAUAUUUUCCUAUCUUUGAAGCUUGUAAGGAAAGUUAAUCAGUAACCAUGUAAAUAUAUAAAUAUAUAGAUAUAUACAUAUAUAAACAAACAGUAUGUUGCAAAUAUAAAACUGCCAGCAUUCUCAAAGGCACCUUCUAUUUUUUAAUUUUUUAAAAAGCACCUGCAUGCUUGGAAAUGAUUAUGGUUCUGUUGCAUGGAGGUUCCUAUUUACUCUUUUCAAUGAAAUCCUAUUUUAUUGCGGACAUGCCUUCAAAAAAAGGUAAUAAUGGCCCAAAACAAAAACGCCUUGCUUUUCUUGAACUACUCUACCUUCAAACAAUUUUUUUCUUCUAGUUUAUCUAGUUUAUCUCUUUGGAAAACAAGACAAUUACCCUUCUGGCAUUAAGCAUUUUACAGUCAAAGCAACCUUCUUUGGCUUUGAACAUAAGAAACACAUAGAUUUUCUACAGACACUUUGUGGUUUGGACAUCAUUCAUGUAAAACCCAAUUAGUAAAACACAAAUACAUUUUGGAAAAAGGAAAAAAAACCUGUAACUGGGCCGCAUAAUGGAAAGCAACAUUUGUGACUUCGGUUUACAAUAGUCAAAUCAUUUAAUGUUCUAAUUUCUUUUUCUUUACUAAAAUUUCAUCAUUGCUAUAAGUUGCCACACUCAAAGGCAGCUAGUUGUUAAGACCC
Python bivittatus (Burmese python) is the source of this 4112-nucleotide messenger RNA. The record is from RefSeq and is a predicted model, not a curated record. NCBI's taxonomy places the organism in Eukaryota, Metazoa, Chordata, Lepidosauria, Squamata, Pythonidae.